CCGCUCGCCACCUUUGUCAGCUUUUCCAGCGAGUAUAAAUACUCUUACGCGAGUGGACAACGGCAUCAGUUGCAGUGUUCUUGACGACCAAACUUCUCUCUUUCAGCAAACAACCACAACCCCCAAACUCUCACCAUGUCUCUCAAGGCUCUUUUCUUCUUCGCUCUCGCCAUCGUCGCCGUCUUCGCCGCUGAGCAACCCGCCAAGAGGGCCAUCUACCCCGCUGCCUACCCCUACGCCGCCUACCCCUACGCCGCCGCCGCCUACCCCUACGCCGCCGCCGCCUACCCCUACGCCGCUGCUGCCCCCGCCGUCGUCCCCGCCGCCGCCUACCCAUACGCCGCCUACCCAUACGCCGCCUACGAUGAUGGCAGCUACUUCCCAGGCAAAUACGGACCCCUCUCCAAGUAAGCUGUGAUGUCAACAACAUCAGAGCCCCCCCCCCUCAAAUUCACUCCUCCUCACUUCUGAAAUUCCGAUUGAAAUUUGGUCUGAACCUCCAAUAAGAACAAUGCAUCUGCAAUAGUCACCUCCAUUUUGUUCAAUUUUCAAAAAUUAAAACUUUCCCUCCGGUAA
Messenger RNA from Bemisia tabaci, 576 nucleotides. Lineage: Eukaryota; Metazoa; Arthropoda; Insecta; Hemiptera; Aleyrodidae. The record is from RefSeq and is a predicted model, not a curated record.